Dipodomys spectabilis (banner-tailed kangaroo rat) is the source of this 3000-nucleotide messenger RNA. RefSeq names its product nitric oxide associated 1 (gene Noa1). Gene Ontology annotation, molecular function: GTP binding. NCBI's taxonomy places the organism in Eukaryota, Metazoa, Chordata, Mammalia, Rodentia, Heteromyidae. The transcript is spliced from 8 exons. The record is from RefSeq and is a predicted model, not a curated record. The coding region runs from base 12 to 2096 and encodes 694 amino acids.
GCCCGGUCCCCAUGCUGCCGGCGCUCCUAACGCGAAGGCUGCUCUGCGGCCUGGUGCGGGUGUCGGCGCCCGCGGCGGCGCGCCCAACCCUUGCGGGUCCCCUCCCAGAAAGGAGGUGCGCGGCCGCCUCCUCGUCCCAGCGCCAGUCCUUCCCGGGCCGCGGGCUUCCUCCUGCCCCCACGGCCUGUGAAGACUCCCCAGGAGGCUUCGGCACCGAGGAGCGUUUCCUGUUCCCCGAGUAUGUGGUGGAGCCGGCGUCCACGCCGACCCCGGAGGAGGAGCUGCGAGAGCUGCAGCAGCGACUGGAGGAAGAGGAGCGACAGCGACUGCGGCGGCGGGAAGAGCGGCUUCAACGCCAGCUCCGCGUCGGCCGCCGUGCGCACCCGGGGCCGGAAGCUCCGGCCCCGACGGUGCCGCCCAGCGGCCUGUACUGCUCGGGCUGCGGGGCCGAGCUGCACUGCCAGGACCCCGACCUGCCCGGCUACUUGCCCGGAGACAGGUUCCGCCGCGCGGCCGAGGAGGGCGGCGGGCUGGCGCGCGCCGUGUGCCGGCGCUGCUGGCUCCUGGUGCACCACCGGCGCGCCCUGCGCCUGCAGGUGAGCCGCGGCCAGUACCGGGAGCUGGUGAGCGCCGCGCUGCGCCGGCCGGGGCCCGCUCUGGUACUCUACCUGGUGGACCUGCUCGACCUGCCCGACUCCCUGCUGCCCGACUUGCCGUCGCUCGUGGGCCCCAAACAGCUCAUCGUGCUGGGGAACAAAGUAGACCUGCUGCCCCAGGACGCACCUGGCUACCUGCAGCGGCUCCGAGAGCGUCUCUGGGACGACUGUGCCCGCGCCGGGCUCCUGUUGGCACCUGGCCAUCAAGGACCACAACAUCCCAGCGAAGACAAGCCACAUGAUGGCGACCAUAAGAAUCUGUCGGCCAGGUCCUGCACGGUGGUCAGGGACGUAAGGCUGAUCAGCGCCAAGACCGGCUAUGGAAUUGAAGAAAUGAUCUCCGCGCUUCAACGGUCCUGGCGCUACCGGGGCGACGUCUAUCUGGUGGGCGCCACCAACACGGGCAAAUCCACUCUCUUUAACACAUUGCUAGAGUCCGAUUACUGCACCGCUAAAGGUGCCGAGGCCAUCGACCGAGCCACCAUCUCCCCUUGGCCAGGUACUACAUUAAACCUUCUGAAGUUUCCUAUUUCCAACCCAACUCCAUACAGAAUGUUUGCAAGACAUAAAAGACUUAAAAGAGAUGCAACUAAAACUGAAGAAGAUCUUAAUGAGGAAGAACAAAAUCAACUUAAUCACUUCAAAAAGCAUGGUUACGUAGUAGGAAGAGUUGGAAGAACAUUUUUGUAUUCACAAGAACAGAAGGAUGAAGCUGCCUUUUACUUUGAUGCUGAUUCACUUGCUUUUGACAUGGGAAAUGAGCCUGUUGCCCCCAUGCACCAACCCACCAAACGAGUAGAAUUGACUCCACAAGAUGUGAAAGAUGCCCACUGGUUUUAUGACACCCCUGGAAUUACAAAAGAAAAUUGUAUUUUAAAUCUACUAUCAGAAAAAGAGAUAGACAUUGUUUUGCCAACACAUUCUAUUGUUCCAAGAACUUUUGUGCUUAAACCAGGAAUGGUCCUGUUUCUGGGUGCUAUAGGCCGCAUUGAUUUCCUGCAGGGAAAUCAGUCUGCUUGGUUUACAGUUGUGGCUUCCAAUUACCUCCCGGUGCAUAUUACUUCCUUGGACAAGGCAGAUGCUAUAUAUAAGAAGCAUGCAGGUUAUACAUUACUUCAGGUUCCAAUGGGUGGAGAAGAACGAAUGGCUGAAUUUCCUCCUCUUGUUGCUGAAGACAUUACAUUAAAAGAAGGACUUGGUGAAUCUGAAGCAGUGGCUGACAUCAAAUUUUCCUCUGCAGGCUGGGUUGCAGUGACACCUCAUUUUAAAGACAGACUGCAUCUCCGGGUCUACACACCUCAAGGAACAGUCCUGACGGUCCGACCCCCUCUCUUGCCAUAUAUUGUUAACAUCAAAGGACACCGCAUUAAGAGAAGUGUGGCCUACAAAACCAAGAGGCCUCCUUCCCUUCUAUACAACCUGCAGAAGAAGAAAAAGUGACAGAUGUCUGAGACAGGGUCUUGCACAGCUGGCCUCAAACUCACAAUCUUACUGCUUCAGCCUCCUGAGUUCUGGGAUUACAGGCAUGUACCACUAUACCCAGCUACAUUCUUUAUUAUACAACAGCACAUACAAUCCAGGCAACUGCCUUACAUAUAUUCAGAGUUCUUACAACCACAGAAAAUAUUGUUACUAAUAGAUAUUACCUGCAGUUAGAUAAGGAAAUAGAAGCACAAGCAACUUGCCCAGUAUCACAAUGAGCAAUGGAAUUGAUUCCAGAAAACCCAGGAAGUCUAGCUUAGUAACCAUGUGGGGUAUUCAUACUUAUAUAGGAAAACAUACUUUUCCUUUUAUGUACAGUUGUAUUUUAACAUAUUAUAUAUAAUCAAGAUACAACAAAGUCCUACCAGUAAAACUACUAUACAAAAUACUGCCCUUUUUAAAUUUUCUAGUUACUACACAUUUGCCAAGGGAUUCUUCUAACUCCAUAGAUGUAUAGUGGUAAACAAGUUCAUCCCUUCCACUAUACUCCCAUACCACAGCUCCCACAAUACUUUCUGUAUAUACUAAAAUCUUAAGUCAGAAUAUGAGAACAUUGCAACCAAUGACGGAACCACAAACAAAUCUACUUCAAGCCUCCAAAGCACAAAAUUCUCUCAAAAAAGGGAUGUUUUUGGUGGGGAAAGUGUUGAGAGAGGGUAGUGCUAGCUGACCUCAAGAUCAAGAGCCUCCUAAUCCACCUGCCCUCAGCCUCCCAAGUGCCUGGAUUUCAAGUCUGCAACAUCGCCACCUAAAAUCCUUAUUUCCUCAGAGUAUAUCAGAGGUAUAUGUGUAUUUGUAGCUAUAUGCUGCACCAUUCCCAUUUUACUACAGCGAUGUCUAUAAAAAUAAACAAGUGUCCCAA